AUGAAUAAUCAAGGGAGCAAUGUUAAAAAAUUCCUUCAUGCUAAUGGACAUGUGGUUCUUGAAAGAGUGGAUAACAACUAUAAUCUAAGAUCUUUCACUCAAAAAGAGAUAGAAGACAUCACUGGUGGGUAUAGAAUUGUGCUGGGAGAAGGGGGCUUCGGUAAGGUUUACAAAGGAAAACUCGAUAAUCAUCGUCCAGUCGCAGUAAAGAUAUACAAAAAUGGAACCAAGAAAGAAGAGUUUGCCAAAGAGGUGAUAGUGCAUUCCCAGAUAAAUCACAAGAAUGUUGUCAGACUGUUUGGUUGCUGCACAGAGGUAAAUGCUCUUACAAUUGUUAUGGAGUUUGUAUGCAAUGGCAACCUCUACAACAUCCUUCACUGCUGCAGCAGCAAUGGUAAUGGUUCUAUACCCUUCCCUUUGGACAAGCGUUUGGACAUUGCCAUUGAGUCAGCUGAAGCAUUAUCAUGCAUGCAUUCAAUGUACAGUCCUAUUCUUCAUGAUUGUCAACAACCUGCUAACAUACUACUAGAUGAAAAUCUCCGGCCAAAGAUAUCGGAUUUUGGGAUAGCAAGAUUGCUUGCUGCUGAUGAGACACAACAUACCAGAUAUGUCAUUGGUUGCAUAGGUUACAUGGACCCUUUGUUUUGUCAGAGUGGGAGACUAACACCAAAGAAUGAUGUAUACAGUUUUGGAGUCGUUUUGCUGGAAAUCAUCACCCGAAAGAAAGCUGUGGAUGGGAACAUCAUCCUUGCUCAAACUUCUGCUGAAGCCCUGAGAAAAGGGAAAAAGAUGAGACAACUGUUUGAUGUGGAAAUUGCGAAUGACAAAAAGAACAUGAAAUUUCUUGAAGAUGUUGCAAAACUAGCAGCUGAGUGCUUAAAAAUGGAGGGCAAAAUGCGUCCUGAAAUGGUUGAAGUAGCGGAUAGACUUAGAACAAUUAGAAAAGCUUACCACCAGCGCAAGGGCAGAAGUUCUGCAGGUAGCAACUCUGGUCUUUCUAUAAGUGGAAAGACAGAGGAUGUGGCUUCCCCGAUCACUAUUACCACUGCCACUGUCAACAACACUGACGGAAUUCCACCAUCAGUGGUACCAACCAUUUUCAUGGCUGAACUGAAGGAAAUAACUAGGAACUUUAGCAAUGAUGCUCUAAUAGGAGAGGGCUCAAACAAUAAAGUUUUUUUCGGAGUGCUGAAAGAUGGACAUAAAUCUGCGAUCAAGAAGCCUAGGCGGCCUAGUACAAAAAAUAUUUUGGAGGUCAUGGCUGCGUCCCCUGACUUUUUGCGGGUUCCGAUGGUCUCAAGAUUCAAACAUGAAAAUGUUAUCUAG
This is a messenger RNA of Triticum turgidum subsp. durum (durum wheat), 1326 nucleotides long. The record is from the annotation of a GenBank genome assembly. Lineage: Eukaryota; Viridiplantae; Streptophyta; Magnoliopsida; Poales; Poaceae.